Molecule: messenger RNA, 1090 nt
Organism: Trichoderma harzianum CBS 226.95
Lineage: Eukaryota; Fungi; Ascomycota; Sordariomycetes; Hypocreales; Hypocreaceae
Exons: 1
Coding region: 418-1032 (204 amino acids)
Source: RefSeq, a predicted model, not a curated record
UACAGCUUUUUAACAAUACUGUGCGAAACUAUGAAUAUGUGAAAACGCCAACCUCGGGCCAUUUAAACGAAUAUUCAACUUUCAUCUUUCAUCUCACCGGCAAUCUUUGUUGAACAGCCACUCCCCACCAUAUCAAUUCUCAUUCACCUUCAACCUCAGCAACCACCACAACAAAAAGCCACCAUCAAACACCAAAACAACAAGAGAGAAUCAGAAAUCUCCCCUCCUCCUCCUCCUCCUCCUCCUCCCCUAGUCAUGCCUCCAAGAAUCCCCACAGAAGCAGACUUCUCCCCCAUCUCCUCCAUCCUCCCCCACAAACUCCAUUUCCCCUCCCCUCCGGAAUCAACAACCUCCAUCCUCAUCCUUUUCCACGGCCUCGGCGACCAUGAACUCCCCUUUGCAACAUUCGCGCGCAACAUGUCCCUCCCCGGCGUCCUCGCCAUCUCCGUCCGCGGCACCGCCACCCUCCCAGCCGCCUUUGCACCCGAUGCCGGAGACCAGCAUUUUCACUGGGGCGAUGAUUUGAGCGUCGACACAAGCACGGGCGACUUGGAUCCCGAUCCGGGGUUUGAUAAGGCCGCGCGACUGGUCAUGCAGAAGCUGGUCAAGGACACGCUGAUUGACCGGUGCGGAUGGGAGAUGAACGAUAUUCUAUUCUUCGGCUUCGGACAGGGCGCUUCCUUGGCGCUGGGAUUAGCUUCCAGGCUACGAAGUGUAGAGCGCAUAGUCGAUGUCUCGGAUGGUGACGAGAUGACGAGGAAUAAGAUCGGAAAGACGUGCAAAGGCGUUGUUUCAAUUGGCGGACCACUGCCACAGUCUAUGGUUCCCUCGUUGAGCAGCCGCGAAAAGAGCGAUACUCCGGUGCUCGUGUGCCAGCUGAGUGAGGAUGAGGCGGAUGCUGUGAAGAGGGAGUUUAAGGAUGUUAGAGUCGUGAAUUGGAAGAGAAAGGAAGUGGCUAUGCCGAGGGACAGAGAUGAAAUGUUUCCCAUUAUGAAGUUCAUUGCGGACCAACUCAACAAGGGCUUCACAUAGAGAAAGAUGAAAGCUUAAGAGAAAACAAACAAACAAUGAGAACCAUCUCAGACAUGCA